UUGCUAUGUUGCCCAGGUUCAUCUCAAACUCGUGGCCUCAAAUGAUCCUGCUUCAGCCUCCCAAUGUGCUAGGAUUCCCGGAGUAAGCCACCACUCUCGGCCACCAGUUGGGUUUUUGUCUCCAUCCUGAAGGAGUGGGAGAUGCCCUUCAGCAGGUCUCUGUCCAUCAGGGCCCUCCUGAGGAAGGCGUGGCUCUGCAGGGUGGGUGCCAGUCCUGAGCUGAGGGCAGUCCCCUGCCCUCCUCUCUGGGAAGCUGACCUCAGCCAGAGGUCUCUCCUGGUGGUGCCCCUGAGCAGCAACCUGAUUUCUGUCCCCAGCUACCUGGCUAAUGACAUGGAGGAGGACAAUGAGGCCUCCAAACGAAACAUCUUCUACUUCCUGUACGGGAAGAACCGAUCCCAGAUACCCUUGUUCCAUAAGCUUCGGUUCCAGUUCUUCUGUUCCAUGCGCUGCAGGGCUUGGGUUUCCCUGGAGGAGUUGGAGGAGGUGGGUGGGGCGUGGGGAGGUGGAGGAGGUAGGGAGGAAUCGGGUGGGCUGGAGGCUGGAAGCGGGGGGAGGGGUAUCCUGGGGAGUCCCCAUCUUCUUAAGGGGCAUUUGUUUUUCCAGAUCCAGGCUUAUGACCCAGAGCACUGGGUGUGGGCACGAGAUCGCGCCCGCCUUUCCUAGAGCACCAGGGACCAUGGAGGCCUGAGGUCAUCGGCCUGAGGGAAGGUACAUCUGCAUCCUCCAGGGUAAAGGCAGAAUAUUGGGGUCUAUUUCGGAAAUCCAAGGAACCCAAUUGCUUGAUCCGGCUUCGAGCCUGGGCAACAUGGCGAGAUCCCCUCUCCACAAAAAUACAAAAAUUAGUCAGGCGAUGUGGGAGG
Chlorocebus sabaeus (green monkey) is the source of this 863-nucleotide messenger RNA. The record is from RefSeq and is a predicted model, not a curated record. Lineage: Eukaryota; Metazoa; Chordata; Mammalia; Primates; Cercopithecidae.